This is a messenger RNA of Planococcus citri (citrus mealybug), 6007 nucleotides long. RefSeq lists its product as uncharacterized. Gene Ontology annotation, molecular function: nucleic acid binding. The transcript has a single exon. The record is from RefSeq and is a predicted model, not a curated record. Lineage: Eukaryota; Metazoa; Arthropoda; Insecta; Hemiptera; Pseudococcidae. The coding region runs from base 1289 to 5845 and encodes 1518 amino acids. Gene Ontology annotation, biological process: DNA integration.
UAAUGGUCACGACGACGACGACGCAGCUGCGCCGUCAGUGACUCAUACUUCUCCAUAAGCGGAGAAAAAUGUCCUCUAGCAGCUGGACCAACCAGGGCCCAGCAUUCGAAUCGCCAUAGGCGAGUUAUUUUUCAUCUGCCUCGGGCACAGUUAGUGUAAAACCGUUCGGCGUUCUAUACGCUUGUAAUAUUUUGCGACAAUAAAGAGUUAAAAAUGUGAACCGAUUUUUUGUUCUAUUCGAGUAUUAACAUUUUGGUGACCGACGACGUGAUUUGAUCGCGUUUUCGCGAUUUUCGUUUCGUUUUUUCCGUUUUCUCACACUGUGAGUGACUUUACGCGUUCGUUUCUUCGUUUUCUCACACUGUGAGUGACUUUUCGAGUUCGCGAUCGCGACUUUCGAGUUCGUUUUGGCGACUUUCGUGUUUGUUUUCGCGAGUUUUCGUGUUCGUAUCUUCGUAUCUUCGUGACUUUUCGUAAUGGCACCGCCAAAACGUACGCCGGAAGCGACUCGGCGUUUGCGCGACAAUAUUAUUAGGAUGUUCGAGAUUAAUAGGGACUGGCUGGGAGACACAACGACGGACAAGCGGCCUAGGGAGCUCAAACGACGUAUCAAAGGUUUGGAAGAUAAGUACAUGGAGUUCACUGCUUUGACCAACGAACUGCUGGUUGAGGAUGAGUCCGAGGGAGCGGACACAGAGCAAGUUGCGGUAAGCACCGAAAAUUUAUACUUUGAAGUUGUCUCCCGACUGGAGGCUGAACUAGAUCGAUUAGAAAUCAACAACGAAGAGCAGUCCGAGGCUGGCUCUCAGUAUGGCAGUUGUAAAAGCCAUAAAAUCGAACAAAGCAACGUCUACCGAAACGAGAGUUACCUACGUUUGAUGGUAAUAAACCAGAAGAGUGGCCGAGUUUCUUCCAGCGGUUUACGACCGCGCUUCGUCACCCUAGUAUUUCCGACCUUGAGCGCUUUGAAUACUUGACUGGAUGUAUUAAACAGCCAGCAUCCGACCGUAUUAGCCAUAUACCACUACUCGAGACUAAUUACCAGUUCGCUCUUCGUAAACUGAAGCGUAGGUAUGAAAAUAAACGCUUAAAUUUACGACUACACCUCGGCAAGUUAUUCCAGCUCCCCCUUACUAACGAGAACGACGCCUCCUCCCUCCGUAAACUGAUUGAUGUUACGACAUCUAACAUUCGCGCAUUGGAAAAUUUGGACCUAAAGAGGGACAGUUUUUCCAAUGAAUUACUGGUACAACUUAUCAGUUCGAAACUCGAUCGAAAGACUAGAGAAAUGUGGGAGACCAUUCGUGGGGAGGCAGAAGUAGACGGAGAUGAAGAAGAUGACGAGCAAGCAGCUGAGAAAGAUGCCGACACCUUCUCAGAAUUUACUGACUUCUUGGAGAAACGAUUACGCGUCAUUUCAUCUGUAUUUGCCGGCAACAAGACCGAUAGCACGUCGACGACAAAACCCCCCCGUAACCGCACAGCCUCUCUCAUCACAACUUCGACUGUGAGUCCUCGUUCGUCUACUGGUGCCGCGGCUGCUGGUACUGCGCCGCCCACCCCACACCCCUGCUUGUGCUGCGAUAAAGCGCAUCCACUUUACAUGUGCGACGUAUUCAAGUCGCUUGGCAUAGUUGAUCGUUAUCAGAAGGUUCGUGAUGCAAAACUCUGCGUCAACUGUUUUUCAAAUUCGCAUUGGGCGAAAGACUGUAAAUCGAUUCGAUGUAAGGAGUGUAGCCGAUUACAUCAUACUCUACUUCAUCCGCCACGGACCACGAAUUCGGUACAAGGGACACCGCCCCCUCCCCCUCAGACUACAACUACAGCACCUGUAACCUCCACCACAACUACUACAACGACAGCCGCAUCUAUCGUCACUGCUGUAGCAAACCGAGCACGUGAUGUGCUACUCAGCACCGCUCUCGUUCAUGCGUCAUCCAAUGAGCAGGUAUGUGAAAUACAUGCCUUACUUGACGGUGCGUCUCAUGUUACGUUGAUUACUUCCGAAUUAGCUCGUACCUUGAACUUGAAAUUAUCGCACUCGACUACUGCGAUUUCUGGACUCGGUGGUCACCUAUCGGCGGCGGUGGCUACUACCUCGAUUCGUAUUGCUGCGCGGGAUGGAAGUUUUUCAAGAAUGUUACAUGCGACUGUGGUCAACCACGUUACUGACCCCCUCCCCGCCACCAGCUUCGAAAUACCGUCAUCUUGGUCGUUUACUCAGCAGUACAAUCUGGCGAAUCCCAGCUUCAACGUGUCGCGAUCGAUUGAUAUGUUGAUUGGCGCAGAUUACCUGUACGACAUCGUUUUACCAGAAAUGGUGAAAAAACCUUCACUACCAACACUUCUCGCUUCUCGCCUUGGGUGGUUAGCCACCGGACCCUACUCUGCCUCGUCAAACAGUACCAAUCUACGUUGUCUCAAGGUAACUGUCGCUAGUAACGAACUUCGAGCUAUCUCUUCAUUUUUGGGUCUAGAUGACGUCGUGCACCCAAAGGAACAACUCACGGCCGACGAGGUCGCCUGUGAGGAAAUUUUCGUGAAAACUCAUCAGCGUGAUGAGACCGGUCGUUUCGUGUUGGACUUACCUCGACGUCCUGGAGUCGCGUUGGGUGAGUCUCGUCAUCUCGCUAUCGCUCGACUAAAACGUGCUAGAAUCGAUGACAAGUACAACGAAUUCAUGCGCGAGUAUGAAGCUUUGGGUCACAUGAGCAAAUGUGCUCCCCCCGCACCUGGUGAAGAAACAUACUACAUUCCUCACCAUGCCGUGUAUCAUAACGGCAAGAUACGCGUAGUUUUCGACGCAUCGAUGAAAUCCAGCAACGGCGUUUCACUGAACGACUGCUUAUUCAUCGGACCUACUGUCCAACCAAAACUUGAGAUUAUUUUACUACGUUUUCGUAUGCAUCGUUACGCCCUUGUAGGAGACAUCGAGAUGAUGUACCGUCAAAUACUCUGCGCUGUGAAGGACCGAAAAUUCCAACGAAUCGUAUUUUUCGUUGAUGGUGAAAUUAUCGACUACGAGUUAAAUACCAUUACAUAUGGUACCAGUUCUGCGCCAUUUGAGGCCACCCGUACUCUCAACCGAAUUGCAGAAGAUGGUGCAAGUGAAUUUCCUCUUGCGUCUGCUGCACUGCUCGACAACACUUACAUGGACGAUUGUCUCUCCGGAGCUGACACCAAGGAAGAAGCGCAAAGGCUGCGUACUGAACUUAUCGAGUUGGUUCAAACCGCGGGAAUGAAAUUUUCUGCGUCGAAAUGGCUAUUGAAUGAACCUACGCUACUCAACCCAACUGACCGUUCGUCUAGUACUUCACUUAACCUACAUUGCGGCCGUACAUUAGGUGUGGCAUGGAAUACAAAUCGAGAUACAUUCAGUUUUCCCUCCCUCGCUACUCUCGCCUGGACUGGUGAUACAUUGACUCGUUGUAGUGCACUUUCGUGCAUCUCGCGUAUUUUCGAUCCGAUUGGCCUACUUGCGCCUCUCACCGUAGGAGGAAAACUCCUCAUACAGGAAUUAUGGUCCGAGCAGAUCCAAUGGGAUGAUGCGGUGGAGCCAGAAUUUCAAAUUCGUUUCGAGGGCUUCUUAAAGGAUGCUGCAUCGGCGGCGGCGAUCGAGUUUGAGCGGUACCUCGGAACCGGUGACUACAAACAGGGACAUUUCGAAUUGCACGGUUUUGGAGACGCUAGUCGACAGGCAUACGCAGCCUGUAUCUACAUUAAAGGUACCUAUGAUGGGAAGACUGUGACACGUUUAUUGGUCUCAAAAACUCGUCUUGCGCCAAAGACAUCACCUCGGACUAUCCCUCAACUAGAACUCUGCGCCGCCGACCUACUGGUGCAGCUUUUGAAGGGAGUAACAACAGAAUUGAACUACCCAAUCUCGAAGUGUUUCGUUUAUACUGACUCGUCAAUUGUCAUAUCGUACCUCGCCAAGCCAGCCGGCCACUGGAAACCAUUUGUGGCAAAUCGUGUACAACGUAUUACCGAUUUGAUUCCGCCAGCCCAGUGGCGACACGUACCAGGGGAUCAAAAUCCUGCUGAUUUGGCUACUCGCAGUGAUUCAUUCGCCACCUUUCUCCAGCGACCAGAACUCUGGCAAUAUGGUCCAGAAUUCCUUCAAAACGUUGAAGGUUCUUCAAUUACCUCUCCUCUGUUCGAUGAACGUGCAUUAAGCGAUGCACGUGUAUCCGUUAAUGUAGUUGUUGCAGUCGACACCGUCCAGACUGAGCAACCAGACUUCGUUAGUCGAGUAAUCACUCAUUGUUCCGAAUACGUACGUGCUCGAAGUAUUAUCGCAUCAAUGCUCCGAGUUAGAGAUUUCCUACUGACACGAGUCCGUAAAACAACCCCUCAGUCUGGUCAUUUUACAGCAAAGGAAUUGACCCGAGCGGAGUUGGAAUUGUUGCGCGCCGCUCAACGAGAUACCUACGCGAAGGAAUUAGCUCAACUUGUAGCUAACCAACCGUUACCACGAAAAAGUCAACUGAAAUCGCUUUCACCGUUCCUAGAACACGAGUUACUUCGAGUCGGAGGUCGGAUCUCACGUGCCGACCUACCCUACGAGCGCCAACAUCCAGUCAUCUUACCUGCUUCUCAUCGUCUUACGCUACUACUGAUCCGAAAUUGCCACCAUCGAUUUUUUCAUGCUGGCACUCAAUUCAUUGAGACUCAACUACGCCGUCAUUUCUGGAUUGUUGGCCCUCUUCUGCCUCGUAUACAAAAAUGUAUUCGUACUUGCGCUCGAUGCGCCAGAUUUCGUCAAAAUGCUCAACGUACCCCAAUCAUGUCCGACCUUCCUUCAGCACGAGUUCGUCCUUCAGCACCCUUCAGUCACGUUGGUAUCGACUAUGCGGGUCCGUUCAAACGUCGUUCGGAUAUACGCACCCGUUCCCAAACAGAGUUGAAGACCUACGUGGCAGUUUUUGUGUGUUUUUGCACUCGCGCAGUGCACCUGGAAAGCGUAUCCGACCUGUCCACAAAGGCGUUCUUAGCUGCGCUGCAGCGUUUCGUUUCUCGUCGUGGAAUUCCCACUAAUAUCUAUUCUGACAACGGAACUAACUUCGUUGGAGCUGCCAACAAACUCCACGAGGAAUUCCAAAGGCUUGCCAAGGAACCACAGAUACAUUCGUACGUCAGUGACCUGCGCAUCAACUGGACCUUUAACCCCCCAGCAGCCCCCCACAUGGGUGGGUUAUGGGAAGCCGCAGUAAGGGUGAUGAAGUUUCACCUGUAUAGAGUCAUUGGUGAGACGGCGCUGAACGUCGAAGAAUUCAGCACCGUACUAUGUCAAAUUGAGGCGAUUAUGAAUUCUUGCCCAAUUACGCCAACUUCGUCAUCGUCACAGGACCUGGAAGUUCUAACCCCAGGUCACUUCCUCGUUUAUCGUCCACUAACCGCCUUACCAGACAACAUCACCGAUUCCGAUCUUCGCCCUUCCCAGAGAUGGGAUUUACUCACGCACCUUCGUAAUUCGUUUUGGCACCGUUGGUCUGCCGAAUAUCUGCAAUCGCUUCAGAAACGAGUCAAGUGGACGAACCCAACACGCUCAUACAACGUCGGCGACAUCGUCCUUCUAAAGGAAACAACGACCCCGCUUACCUGGCCACUGGCUCGCAUCAUCCAAGUUUACCCCGGCGCAGAUGGCAUUGUGCGCUCGGUCGACGUAUUCACUCGCGGUGGAACUACAUACCGCCGCCCCGUGGUAAAACUCAUACCUCUCGUAGAUGUCGAUGAAGCGAAUUUCGACGCCGCUACAGACACCGACGUCGACGGCGGCGGGAUUGUUAAUGGUCACGACGACGACGACGCAGCUGCGCCGUCAGUGACUCAUACUUCUCCAUAAGCGGAGAAAAAUGUCCUCUAGCAGCUGGACCAACCAGGGCCCAGCAUUCGAAUCGCCAUAGGCGAGUUAUUUUUCAUCUGCCUCGGGCACAGUUAGUGUAAAACCGUUCGGCGUUCUAUACGCUUGUAAUAUUUUGCGACAAUAAAGAGUUAAAAAUGUGAA